Messenger RNA from Pocillopora meandrina, 5153 nucleotides. The record is from the annotation of a GenBank genome assembly. Lineage: Eukaryota; Metazoa; Cnidaria; Anthozoa; Scleractinia; Pocilloporidae.
AUCUUGUUUCUUAAGUGACGAUCAAACGAUAUUUGCAAAGGGAUUUUCAUCCUUCUAUUUAGGGCUAAUAUCAAAUCAUGUCACUCAUAAUCAUGGAGAAUAGCUCAAUUAAGAUACAUGAAGUCUCGAUUUGCCUUUUGGGAACAAAACCUUUAUUAUCAUGAAUUGUUCUCAGUAUACUCGGUUACAUACAUUUGAUGAUCCUCCCUUAACUAAGCAGUUGCUCUGUCCUUAAUUCUGUUCCAAACGAGUGGGGAGCAAGAGAGGUUCUCAAUAAUCAUGCGAAGUCCCUCUUUCUCAGGUGAAUUAAGGCCUGGGUCACCUUGCCUUUAACCCAUAUUUUUCACAAAAUUGAGAAUAACUUAGCUAUUUUGCGAGGGAUUUUUCUCAUACUUGGCAGAAAUGUGUAUCACUACCAUAUCUCUCGGACUGAAUUGUGGCAAUUGCGCCAAAUUCGUUAGUUGCUUUCUUGAGCAAAUUCCCACCACUAAACACAAGGCAAAUCAAAAUGCAGUUAUCGCUAUGAAUAUUUGAGACGUUUUUCAUUGUUUUCCCACUUGGAAUGGCUGCCAAAAAAAAGAGAUAUGUGCUAGGCAGAUUAAAUCAAGUUUUGUCUCUGCGAAGCUGCUUCCUCUAUCAUGGUUUUCGCCCUUUACCUGGUUCCAACCGCUGUCAAUGAAAGUAAUCCUACAGGUUCCUAUUAAUUUGGAAAAAAGACAAAUUAAAACUGUUUAAGAGGUGGGAAUUUUGAAAACUCGCAGUCACGUAUUCAACUUAUUGUCCGCCAUUUUGACACGCGAGUGUUCAGAAGCAAUUAAACUUACAUAACAACUGCUUUGGGGGAUUUCUUUUGUAAGUAAAUUCAUCUGCUUCUUGGAGAAAUUGUUUCCAAAGCAUUCAAAAGCCUAAAUUUUGAUAGACACCCUAAGUAUACACAUCAUGAUAUGAUAGAGGAUUUAUCAAGCUAAAUUUAAUUUCAAAAUUGAAUGGUAUAUCCACAAUGAAACUUUUUUCUAUGCAUUUGUUACAAAACAUAGUACUUUUUUCUAUGCAUAGGUUACAAACAUUGUAAAACGCUAUUGAGCUUUAGAAAUGAACGCUAUAUUAUAAAUUCAUGUUGCAUUGUAUUUGCAGUGAAGUCAAUGAACAUGUUGAGAGCGGUGUUUAGAAGCUUGGUAGGUUCAAAAGGGUUCUCUCUUGGCUCUAAGAUAGCGAUAUCAUGCCAUUUUUUGAGGAAAUGAAGAUAGCAAAGAAAAUGUUAUUACCUUCUUUUGAUGUCUUCCUCUAAAUUGUCGGAUUCACCAGCGAAGAUGGGAAAAACCAAUGCAAAGCCGACACUUCAAAAUGGCGGAUGCCGUUCACGAACUACGCGAUCUUGAUUCCAAGUAACUAUAGUUACUCGCGCAGUCCACGCGAAUUCCGCGAACCUUGCUGGGGGGGCACUGGAGGCGAAAAUCAUUUUUGACCCAGGCCUUAAUUAACCUGAGUUGUCAAUAAAAGAGAUAAUUUAGAACGAUGAAAACAACCUGGCAUGCACUCAAAUGCCAAAUGCCAUUGAAGUUAGUAUAAGCUUUCCUCCUGGAAAAUCUUCUGCACUCCUUUUGAUAAUACCAUUGCAAUUCUGUCCUGAUGAUUUUUUGUGUGGACAAUAGCUUUUAUGUUCCUGGAAAGAAGUACCCUGGUUGGAAGUAUGCUUACAAUCCUUGCACCUCUAUGACAUUUGGACAAGAUGAUCCAGACCAUGGAAAAAUAUGUCAUGAUAUCGGAGUAGGUUCAUCAGACAGCCUUUCAUUUCUAAAAUUUUACAGUGUUAUGUUGUCAUUGUUUUUAUUCUGUUAUUUUAAUAGCUUCCUGCCUCCGAUAAUUGUAGCAAGUCAGCGUUGCUAAAUUAAUGUCCUGCAAGCUUUUUUUCUGAGUAUACCUUGUUGAUUUUUCUUUCGCAUCUAAACAUCUUUUACAGAAAUUCCAAUUUAAAAAUACAGGAAACUGAUUUUGAUUGUUAAAUUUUAUUUAGAUAUGUAAAUAUCCUGAAAUAGAAAAACCGCGUGAUUACCUACAAGUUGGUGUGCAGACAGGGGUCAGAUGUGCACUAGGCGAGGAAGGAAAGAUUGAGCUGGUGUAUAAAACAAAGUAGGUUUUUCUUAUAAACAAAUACAAGCUAUUCUUAUGUUGUAAUUUUAUAUGAAUCAUAUUAUGUCAAAGGCCCGCUAAUAAGGGGUUUAUUUACUGAAUACAACGAUCAGGUGGCAUUUGAUAGACAAUUAUUCUUCAAGAAAAGUUAAUUAUUCAUUAGCAAAAAACAAAUAUCAAAAGUACUUAACUUUUGUACAUAUUAUUGCAGCGAACCCUCAAUCGACAAAAAACAUUCAACGGUACAGCUUAUUUGUGACCAGACUAUUUUAUUCCCGGUUUUCGAACCCAAGGAUGAAGAUAACUAUGUUAGUAUGACUUUUUAUAGUUGGUUUCUGGUUGUUGUUGUUGUUGUUCUAUUUUGUUAAUUCUGUUUAUUUAUACUUUGGAAAGGGAUGUGACUCCCUCAAUUCUGUAUUUUUACCGUUUCUUUGGGGAAGGGGAUGGGGGAAGGGGGAGUAUCUGUUAAUUUUUAGACGGUUCUGGUCGACUAUUGAACUAUAGAAAAUUUGACUACUACAUAAGGAGCUGAAGUUCGAACCGGUAUCAAAAUUUCUCUCGUAGGAAUUACAAACAAAUUUUAGAACGAAGUAAUAAGAAAAAUAUACAAUUUCGGAAUAUAGUCACACUAACCAUAAUCUUUAACAAUGGUUUCAUGUUAUUCCUCUCCAUAGAUAUUCACCAUAAAAACCAAAUGCGCAUGUCCAAAUCAGUGUUGGCCUGUGCCUGCGCCAACAGGCCCAACUAAGGUGAUACCGACGACAACAGGCCCAACGAAGGUAUUACCGACGACAAUAGGCCCAACGAAGGUAAUACCGACGACAACUUCAAAUUCAACGGAACACAGUCCUGAAGGUAAUUGUCAAGAUUAGUGUGGACUCUGUACAUGAACGGAGUACAAUGUUCCUUUUUGGUGCGUGGAAAGGGGAGGGAGGAGGAAGGGAGGGAGGGAGGGGGGGAGGGAGGGAGGGAGGGAGGGAGGGAGGGAGGGGAGGAUGGGAGAGGAGGGUACUGUUUGGAAAGCAACAAUAUCAAAAGAAUGGGUCAUUGUCCUUACAUUUAGAAAAUAAAAUCCAAGAUCCUAAUUUUGCAUGUUGGCAAACAUGCAACAGGGGUCUACGAGAAAGACUGUAUUCAGACCAUGUAAAUGAUAAACCGUCAAUUCAUUCAGACCUGGAAUGCUUUUAGUGGUACGGUGAAUGUUCAUGGUAGGUUAUGUUACUGUAUCUUUUGAUCUGUAUUUCAUCGAUACUUUGCUUGAUGCAACGAAAAGAAACUUCAGCUUUCAAAUCGGGAGUAUCUUCAAGGUUAGCUUUUUGUCAAUUGUAGCCACUACCCUAAAGCCAAUUAGAAUUGUCAUUGCUAUUUUAAUUAUCAUUUGGGAAAUAUGUACGUAUUUUUUCUGAAAUCGAAAAAAUUUCUGACGAUUAAGUUCGCUUUAGAUACAGUGAAAAAACCAUUUGAACACGUGUGCUCUAUCAUACAUCAAAAAAUGAUAAAUUUGAAGAAUAUUUUUCUUCGCUUUCUUAAUUACUUUUAUUUUCUACUUCCGAUGAACGUUUACCUUAUGGCAUUAACGCCUCGAAAAUUCAUUCCACAAAAGCGUGGAAGGUACUUCAUGGUUAACGUAUCCAGUAGAAAGUACUCUAAUAAGGAAAACAAAAACAAUUUCGACCUGAGUUAAUUAAGACCUUUUUUUUAAUUUCAGAUUCAAAAUUGUCUGAUUGGAAGCUGUACAUUUUGCUACCGGCUCUUGUAGGAGUUAUCGUCAUCAUGCUUUGUUUUCUAUGUAUGUGGUGGCAUAUUCUUGCUUUUAGAAAUGCCCUGAAUCGCAGAUGCUGCCAUUGUCUGGGAGAGUAUGAACCGAUCGUAGAGGAACAAAGAAACCACUUUGAACAAACAAAGACAACUAACCUUAUCAAAAACAAAGAUAAGGCUGUUGAACACGAGGAUUUUGAUGUAAAAGACGAACUGGUCGAGCCAGUUCAAGAGGAAGACGUGGGGGACAAGUCCCAAACUGUUUGGAAAAAUGACGUUUUAUCAUUAGUUUUGUAACAAAACCAAACCCCUUGUUUAGGUGUAGGGUCCCUAUUACCCGAGCAAAGAGCAAAAGGCCAGGUAAAGGUUUAGCCUUCGUAAUUUUUCCCGCGUUCAGCCACAAAUCGCCCUCUGAACCAUAAAGAGCGUCUUUGAAAUCCAAGUAAGUAUCAUAUUCUAAUUCCCGUAACAAAUUUAACUGUUUUCAAAUAGUCUUGCACUUGUCUUCUGUUUAUAUAUCUGAAGGGUGGGAAAGAGACAGAAUUUUUCCUCGAAUGUAAGGAGAAAAAAUGGCGUUUGAUGCGAACUGGACGGUGGUUUUUCCCUCCUUUUGCACUAUCCUUGAUCAAAAAUCACCUUUGUAGACCUCAAAAAUAAGAAGGGAUAUGCGAGAGAAUAUUCAACUGGAAGUAAAAUAGCUUCGAUCGGUAGUUGCUUGAUCGAAUACAUCAAAUUAAUUUAUUUAGAGGACGCGGAGUAGUUUAGAGGUAGGAAGACUGCAAGUUUCAAUAAAAAACCUCCAUUUACACUUUAUUCUUGCAACGAUGCAUUUAAAUAGCACCAUUUUUGGAGUUCAUGUAUUUCACUACAAUGUCAUUCACAGCCACUCUCGAACAUAUUUAACACUGUUUAUAAUUCUGCCGUGACGAUGCAUUACAAACAUCUGCCUGACCAAGUGAGACAAAUGUGAAUACAACUGAUUUCCAAAGUGGCAGCGAGCGAACGUUUCUUUGUCAGGUACUUCAAAUCAGUUCAUUUGAAGGACGAGGAGUUGAUCAGGCGCUGGAAGGAUAAAAGAACUGCAUAUACGCCCUAAACCUAGUAACGAUGUCUUCAGUACAAUCUUUUGAAUUCGAAAUAAAUUGAGUCGAGGCACACUGCGAAUAUCUAAAAGAUUGUUAACGAUCUGGUGUGAAACGCGAUGAAUUAUUUUAUGUAAAGCGUAGAAGCUAGCUGAAACAUUGACUGAAACGCUGUAAUCACGG